UUUUUUUUUUUUCCGUCCUCCAUAGUGUGACUGGACCUGAGCCCGGCUGGAUGUUAAAAGUUCCACUCGAACCCGCGGCUCUUUCCUGCCUUCCUCGGUGACUCAAUGGCGCAGACAUUUCCGCUGGUAGACACGCCGCGGCGACGGAGCUGAGAGCUUCCUCCCCCCGCCACGUUUUGGCAGCAGAGAGGUGGAGGAGAUGGACUCGACCCGGCCGACACGCCCGGCUGAGUGCCCCCCAGGCGCUCUCCAUCAGGAUUAACUGAGCGUGCCCUUUGACCUUUUAAAGAUGCGAGUGAGCAGGUCCAACGUCCUGCUGGGCUGCGUCCUGCUUUGCUCCGCCUCCUUGCUCUACCUGGGCCUCAGCGGCCUCGACUGCCCCCCCAAGAGCCACCGCUUGCGCUGGGCGGAGCUCCACCGGGCGUCUGCGAAUCAGAGCGCCUCGCUGACGGAGCAUCUCCCCGAGGACACGCCCCUCAUCUUCAUCGGCGGCUUCCCCCGCAGCGGCACCACCCUCAUGCGGGUCAUGCUGGACGCCCACAACGCCGUGCGCUGCGGCGAGGAGACCCGCGUCAUCCCGCGCCUCCUCACCAUGCGCGCCUCCUGGAGCCGCUCGGUCAAGGAGCGCAUCCGGCUGGACGAGGCUGGCGUCACCGACCAGGUUCUGGACUCGGCCGUGCGCGCCUUCCUGUUAGAGGUGAUCGUGGGUCACGGGGAACCCGCUCCUCGUCUCUGCAACAAGGACCCGUUCGCCUUGAAGUCGCUGACCUACCUGGCCCACAUCUUCCCGAAGAGCAAGUUUGUUUUGAUGGUGCGAGACGGACGAGCCUCCGUUCACUCGGUCAUCUCGCGUAAGGUCACCAUCUCGGGCUUCGACCUCAACAACCACCGCGACUGUCUGACCAAGUGGAGCAGCGCGGUGGAGACCAUGUUCAACCAGUGCGUGGCGGCCGGCGAGGACCGAUGUCUGCCCGUGCGCUACGAGCACCUGGUCCUCCACCCCGAGCAGGAGAUGAGGAAGCUGCUGCAGUUCCUGGAACUCCAGUGGGACUCGGCCGUCCUGCACCACGAGGAACUGAUCGGCAAGGCCGGAGGCGUGUCUUUGUCCAAGGUGGAGCGCUCCACGGACCAGGUGGUGAAGCCGGUCAACACGGACGCCCUGGUCAAGUGGGUGGGUCACAUCCCCGAUGAGGUGGUAGACCACAUGGCCGAGAUCGCCCCCAUGUUGGCCCGCCUGGGCUACAACCCGCGUGCCAACCCGCCCGACUAUGCCAAGUCGCCGCCGCUGUCCAAUCGCAUGCCGACUUGGAAAGCAACAGAACCUCCUCGACCCGCUUAGGACACAUUUUUAUUUUGUCUACGCACCUUAAAGGCGGACUUCCUGUGCAGUGCCUCGCCGCCAUGUUUGUUUUUUUUUGGUUAGUUUUGCGGUCGUCAGCGUCUGGACGGAACGCCAGUAUGGACCAGGUGGUGACAUGUGACCCCGCCCCCUCCUCACCUCGCCAAGAAUGUGAAAGUCGAGUUCUCACGGACUUUUAAGAUUUCUGACUAUUUUCUUAAUAAAUUAUUAUGGCGCUCCGCAGCAGGCGCCCUCUAGUGGCGCACGCUGACAUGUCGUCUAGCAUUAAGGUCAGCUUCAUUAAACUGCUGUUACGGCUCAUCGCCAUGGUUACGGAUGCUGUCAGUCAUUCUGCAUCAUUGCGGAAUCAGGGAGGCCUCACGUGACAGAAGAAACUAGGGAACUUAAGGGCGUGGGCGGCGUGUUACCUGAUGGCGGAAUGACGUAAACGAACAGGUUCAGGGACCACUGCGUCGUAAAGUGUCACCAUGGCAACCACCAGCAUGAGCACACACACACAAACGCAUCCCUUAGCGACGUCGCUAAUUCCCGUCGGGCAUCAAGGAUCAAGUCACCCGCGUGUUCAAUUCCCGCACGGCUGCCAGGAACAUCAAGAGCGCUCGCCCCAGUGGACCGAACACGCGGUGUCUCGUAGCAAACGCACCAAGUGACGCGAAACAGAACCAGGGCGCAAACUACGGAACAUUCAUGUAGGUCCAGUGUGAAGUGAAGUGAAUUAUAUUUAUAUAGCGCUUUUCUCUAGUGACUCAAAGCGCUUAACAUAGUGAAACCCAAUAUUUAAGUUACAUUUAAACCAGUGUGGGUGGCACUGGGAGCAGGUGGGUAAAGUGUCUUGCCCAAGGACACAAUGGCAGUGAUGAGGAUGGCGGAAGCGGGGAUCGAACCUGGAACCCUCAAGUUGCUGGCAUGGCCACUCUACCAACCGAGCUAUGGUUAUAAGGUGGUCCCAAAAAGGCGGAAUUUUUCAAAUUGACUGUGUGUCAGUUUAAAAAGGGCUCCCCCUCUGGCCAACAUAUGAAAUAACAAGUGUGUGCAAGAAAUUGAAAUGCGCCCCCAUUGACCAAAAUUUUAUAACAAUUUAAAAAAAAGUACAUAGAGACAUACUGUAAUAACUUGAAGUAUAUAAUAAACUUUAAAAAAGGUGAAGUGAAUUAUAUUUACAUAGCGCUUUUCUCUAGUGACUCAAAGCGCUUUACAUAGUGAAACCCAAUAUCUAAGUUCCAUUUACACCAGUGUGGGUGGCACUGGGAGCAGGUGGGUAAAGUGUCUUGCCCAAGGACACAACGGCAGUGAUGAGGAUGGCGGAAGCGGGGAUCGAACCUGGAACCCUCAAGUUGCUGGCAUGGCCGCUCUACCAACCGAGCUAUGGUUAUAAGGUGGUCCCAAAAAGGCGGAAUUUUUCAAAUUGACUGUCACUUUUAAAAGGGCUCCCCCUCUGGCCAACAUAUGAAAUAACAAGUGUGUGCAAGAAAUUGAAAUGCGCCCCCAUUGACCAAAAUUUUAUAACAAUUUUUAAAAAAGUAUAUAGAGACAUACUGUAAUAACUUGAAGUAUAUAAUAAACUUAAAAAAAGGUGAAGUGAAUUAUAUUUACAUAGCGCUUUUCUCUAGUGACUCAAAGCGCUUUACAUAGUGACACCCAAUAUCUAAGUUCCAUUUAAACCAGUGUGGGUGGCACUGGGAGCAGGUGGGUAAAGUGUCUUGCCCAAGGACACAAUGGCAGUGAUGAGGAUGGCGGAAGCGGGGAUCGAACCUGGAACCCUCAAGUUGCCGGCAUGGCCGCUCUACCAACCGAGCUAUGGUUAUAAGGUGGUCCUAAAAAGGCGGAAUUUUUCAAAUUGACUGUGUCAGUUUUAAAAGGGCUCCCCCUCUGGCCAACAUAUGAAAUAACAAGUGUGUGCAAGAAAUUGAAAUGCGCCCCCAUUGACCAAAAUUUUUAACAAUUUAAAAAAAAAGUAUAUAGAGACAUACUGUAAUAACUUGAAGUAUAUAAUAAACUUAAAAAAAGGUGAAGUGAAUUAUAUUUACAUAGCGCUUUUCUCUAGUGACUCAAAGCGCUUUACAUAGUGACACCCAAUAUCUAAGUUCCAUUUAAACCAGUGUGGGUGGCACUGGGAGCAGGUGGGUAAAGUGUCUUGCCCAAGGACACAAUGGCAGUGAUGAGGAUGGCGGAAGCGGGGAUCGAACCUGGAACCCUCAAGUUGCCGGCAUGGCCGCUCUACCAACCGAGCUAUGGUUAUAAGGUGGUCCCGAAAAGGCGGAAUUUUUCAAAUUGACUGUGUGUCACUUUUAAAAGGGCUCCCCCUCUGGCCAACAUAUGAAAUAACAAGUGUGUGCAAGAAAUUGAAAUGCGCCCCCAUUGACCAAAAUUUUAUAACAAUUUAAAAAAAAGUAUAUAGAGACAUACUGUAAUAACUUGAAGUAUAUAAUAAACUUAAAAAAAGGUGAAGUGAAUUAUA
Molecule: messenger RNA, 3818 nt
Organism: Nerophis ophidion (straightnose pipefish)
Lineage: Eukaryota; Metazoa; Chordata; Actinopteri; Syngnathiformes; Syngnathidae
Product: protein-tyrosine sulfotransferase 1-like
Exons: 6
Coding region: 290-1339 (349 amino acids)
Biological process (GO): peptidyl-tyrosine sulfation
Cellular component (GO): Golgi apparatus
Molecular function (GO): protein-tyrosine sulfotransferase activity
Source: RefSeq, a predicted model, not a curated record